Messenger RNA from Symbiodinium sp. CCMP2456, 1125 nucleotides. Lineage: Eukaryota; Dinophyceae; Suessiales; Symbiodiniaceae. The record is from the annotation of a GenBank genome assembly.
AUGGCUGACUUUGUACCAGCGGUAGACGAGGUCGACUUGCCACUGCCGCCAAGUCUGCCAGGGGUGGCCAAGGGCGGAGCCGCUGAAAAUGGCAGCACGUCCUUGAGCCCAUCCCCUCACAGAGACAGCCUUUCUUCCGGCCGCGCCUCGCCGUCCGCCCUGGCUUACGAGCGCCUGGAUGUGGAGGAGGAUUCCCGGUUACGGGCGUUCAAGCAGGGCGAGUCACUGGGCAAGGGCGCCUAUGGAGAAGUGUUCAAAGCUAUGGUCGCGGGCAAGUUCAUGGCGGUCAAGAAGAUUUCCUUGGACGUCUCCCUCGGACAGCACGCGGUAGAGAAGGAGAUCAACGGCCUCUUACAGGAGAUCAACACACUCAAGCGCCUUAAGCACAAGAGGAUUGUGCGCUACCAGGGCUGCAUCAGACAAGACAGUGAGGACGAUCCUGCCCUUCUCAUCUUCCUGGAGUACAUGCCGAGCGGAUCCAUCAAGGGAGUGCUCCAGAAGUUCGGUCCCUAUGGCAUCCGACUCGUGAAGAAGUACACAAGGCAGAUCUUGGAAGGCCUGGACUUUCUCCAUACGGAGAAGAUCGUCCAUCGGGAUGUGAAGGGUGCGAAUAUUCUCAUCGACGCACAUGGAGAUGCCAAGUUGGCCGACUUCGGUGCCUCGCAGAACCUCGAGGCAUUGCACACCCUCCACGGCACUUGCACCACCGGGGGCGUCAAAUCCAUCCACGGAAGUGUUUUCUGGAUGGCGCCCGAGGUGAUGAAAUACCGCGCUGGCAGAAGAUCGGACAUUUGGAGCCUAGGCUGCACCGUGAUCGAGAUGAUCACAGCAGAUGCACCAUGGCCGAACCUUCGGGAGCACAAGUUGCCAGUUACGGAGAUGCUGCGUCACAUCGUGGACAGCGAUGAGAUCCCGCCACUUCCGGACAAGAUCCAUCCGGACUGCCGUAGCUUCCUGGAGCGCACCUUGAACCGGGACCACACAAGGCGACCCUACGCCGACAAGCUGCUGGGCCACCGCUUCGUCGUGGAGGUAACCACUCCAGCAGCCAGCCCGGGUGGUUCCGCAGCUGCAGCCUCGCCGGUCUCCGUGGCCUCGACGGUUGAGCCGGUGGCGAGCCCCUGA